This is a messenger RNA of Bufo bufo (common toad), 1248 nucleotides long. It is a transcript of the gene ETFA, whose product is annotated as electron transfer flavoprotein subunit alpha. Gene Ontology annotation, molecular function: electron transfer activity; flavin adenine dinucleotide binding. The coding region runs from base 111 to 1112 and encodes 333 amino acids. Gene Ontology annotation, cellular component: mitochondrion. The record is from RefSeq and is a predicted model, not a curated record. Lineage: Eukaryota; Metazoa; Chordata; Amphibia; Anura; Bufonidae. The transcript is spliced from 12 exons.
CCAUCCCAGGCGUUCCUUUGCCAGGAUGACGUGACGUCAUCUUCGCGCGCCUUCGUAGUUGUCCGUCCUAAGCUUUAGACGUCAGCGUCCCGGUCACCUCUGUGCCUGUCAUGUAUCGAGCGCUGAAUCCGUGCACACGGCGGGGGUCCUCCGCCCUGCGCAGGCUGCUGAGUACUCUGGUUAUUGCGGAGCAUGACACGCAGCAAGUGACACCUAUCACCCUGAGUGCAAUCUCUGCUGCCAAGAAGCUGGGAGGGGAUGUGACCUGCCUGGUGGCCGGGACUGACUGCUCUAAGGUAGCAGAGCAGUUGGCAAAAGUCCAAGGGGUUUCCAAGCUGUUUGUUGCUCAGCAUGAGGCAUACAAGGGUUUUUUGCCAGAGGAGCUGACACCUUUGAUUUUGGAAACCCAGAAGCAGUUCAGUUUCACUCACAUCUGCGCGGGAGCAUCCGCCUUCGGAAAGAGUUUACUUCCCAGAGUAGCAGCAAAGCUUGACGUGUCCCCAGUGUCAGAUGUAAUAGACAUUAAGUCACCUGAUACAUUUGUAAGGACAAUCUAUGCCGGAAAUGCCUUGUGCACUAUAAAGUGCGAUGAAGCCGUGAAGGUGCUCACUGUCAGAGGCACGUCUUUUGAAGCAGCUCCAAGUUCUGGAGGCAGUGCAAGUGUUGUUAAUGUAACUCCUCCUGCACCGGCUGGAAAAACUGAGUGGUUAGAGCAGAGCCUGACAAAAAGUGAUCGUCCAGAAUUGACCAGUGCAAAGGUUGUUGUGUCUGGAGGUCGAGGGCUGAAGAGUGGAGAUAAUUUUAAAUUGCUGUAUGACCUGGCAGAUCAACUGCAUGCUGCUGUGGGUGCCUCUCGUGCAGCUGUAGAUGCUGGUUUUGUGCCCAAUGACAUGCAGGUUGGACAAACAGGAAAAAUUGUUGCACCAGACCUGUACAUUGCCGUUGGGAUCUCUGGAGCCAUCCAGCACUUGGCUGGAAUGAAGGACAGUAAGACCAUUGUUGCCAUAAACAAAGAUCCGGAGGCUCCAAUAUUCCAGGUGUCAGAUUAUGGCUUGGUGGCCGAUUUAUUUAAGGUGGUACCAGAAAUGACUGAACUUCUAAAGAAAAAAUAAAGAUAUUCAAUGGAACUGUUGCCAUGUAAUUAAUUGUAAAAAGUAAAUCCUACACCACAGAACACUGUAUAAGAUUCUUACAGUGUUAAUGAUAUCAUGAAUGUUACGACUGUAUUAAACUCCAAUGCUAACGUUU